AGAGCAGUUUCUCGGAAUCCGCAUCCUCGGAUGGACGGAUCAAUGAGUGAUAAGUGAAUUUAUCUUUAAAAACUAUGCCUAAUAAUUCAUAUCUAUGUCAAUUUUGCGAAAAAUUGCACUUAUGGAUGCAUUCAGAAGGAAUGGUGAUCAGUUGCAGCGGAAGAAAGCGUUGACCGGCCAACCUCAAGUUUACUUAUAACCGCGCGUCGCACGCAUUACAACACAACUCAAGUGACUCGCGGUGUCGACGCGCGGACGGCUAUUGCGUUCCGUCGAACGGGCGCGAUUCCAUUUUCAAAUUUUCUUUUUUUUUAUCGAAGUGCAUUUGCGCGUGGUAUGCGUUCCAUUUUUAAUUUAAGUGUAAGGCGUUUUUCAAAAUGCGGGCAGUGCUUUUCGUGUUUGCGUGUGUGUCGUUCGUGGCGGCCCAGGACAUAAACAGUUUGAGGGACUUGCCGAAGUACGAUAAGAGAUAUGACUAUUUGAGUGUGGAUGCUAUUUUGGAGAACAAGAGAUUAGUGAGGAACUACGUGGACUGUCUAAUCAAUACGAAACCGUGCACGCCUGAAGGCAAGGCGCUGAAAAAAAUACUCCCAGAAGCGCUUCGAACGAAAUGUGUCCGGUGCACGGAAAACCAGAAGCAAACAGCAGUGAAAGUGAUCAAGCGAGUGAAGGCCGAAUAUCCUGAGGAAUGGCAGAAGCUAGCUUCACGAUGGGACCCCACCGGAGACUUCACUAGAUACUUCGAGGAGGUGCUCACUAGGGACCACUUCAAUUAUAUCCCUAACAGCAACGAGAUCCCUGGCUCAUCGCCGCUGCCGACGCCACCACCGCCACCACCACCGACGCAGACCACCAGACGACCAUUCUCACCACCACCUCCACCAACAUUGCCGCCACUCAACGUGAUACCAAACUCACAGACGACCUCCACGCCUCCACGACCUGUCAUACUGAAUCGGCCUUCAACACCACUGCCUCCGCCGACGCUGCCGCCUGCAGCACCUUCUAGCUCGCAGCCGCCCAUCUCCACUUCGCCACGGCCAGUCAUACUGAAUAGGUUCGGCGAUGACGGCGAGCUGACGGUGAAUGGACAACCAGCGCCGGCGCCGGCGCCGACCACUCGUCCGACCACCGUGCGCCCGGUCUACACCACCAGACCGACGCAAACGUACUGGGCUGGCGCAGCGUCCGACGUCAUCCCUACACGCUUCAACCUCCGACCUACCAAGGACAUCAUGCCGCCCUACACGACAGCCAUCACUCUCAUCGACCAGAUCGGCUACAAGAUCAUCAGGACGACGGAGUUGGUCACGGAUAUCUUGAGGAAUACUGUGAGGGCGGUUGUAGGCCGGUAAAGGGAUCGUUCGACCGGUGACGCGCUGAGAAAAUUUGUCAGUGUAGUGUUGAAACGAUGUGUAUACCUAACAUCCUAUUUUUAGGACGAGGUAAUGUCCAUCAGGUAGGUAGGUAAUUUUUGAACAUAAUCAGAUCUUUUCGCAGCCUGAAUUUUCGAAUAAAUGUAUGUACCCUUAAAUAGGUACCUAUUUGUAAUUUCAUUCACAUGUUCUAAAAAUAGAUCUAGCUAUCUACUCGUAAUGAGUAGGAUGUUUCUGAUUUCAAGAUGGUGACUUGAAUAUUCUUAAGAUUUAGAUUCUUCAGUGAACACCAUACCACCGGAAUAAGGGUUUAUCCAGGGCCAGGAUCAAAGCCGCGGACGGACAGACAGACAGACGGACAUGGCGAAACCACGGACCCUUAACAAGGAAACUUACAUGCAUUAGUUAGGGUUUGUUAAGUAAAUGAUCACUUUGGAAGUCAAAAGUCGUCAAGCUAACGACUUUUGUCAGGACCAUUUUAUUAUCAGCAUUUUAAUAUUCGCGUUUCAAUGGGUUUCGUACAUACUAUUUGUUGAAAUAUAGUUAAACUUUGGGCCUAAUGGUUAACCCUGAAGUUGCAGGCAUCCAUAGGCUACGGUGACCGCAUACCAUCAGGCGGGCCGUACGCUUGUUUAGUUGUUAGCCACGACGUGGUAUAAAGAUAUUAAAGUAUUUUCAGUGCUGCACUGACUUGUAUUGCGUUGCCGGUCACUCUUGGUUAAGAAGAUGGUGCCAGUGGUUCACAAUUUGCUCAAUACUUCGAAAACGUGCGUGAAAUGGUCUAUAGAUACAAACUUUUACGCGUUCAAACUCUUGCCCUUAAACGUCUUAAUUUCUCCACGUAUUGAAAAUCUGAUUAGUUUAGCUGCAAGAGAAUGGUCAAAUGGUGGUUUUAGUUUUUUUUAGACCUUUGUCUUUGUCAAUUUUAAUAUUUCGUAAUUUAGUUUCUAAAGUUUGUAUCACAUGAAGACAAUUGCACGCAAUUUCGUUUGCACGUACUUUUUCGCAAAAUAAUGUAAUAACCACCGAUUCCCUAUAUAAAAAUUUAAUGUACGUUUUCUACUCAAAGUAAUUUUUAAUGUAUUUAUUUGCAAAAUCAUCGAUGAUUGUUUUACAUUGAUACUUAUUCCUUGAAUAUCUGCCGUUAAGGCGCAGUUACACGGGUGGAAUAUAAGUCUGACAGGAAAGUAACCAGGGGCGUAGCUACCGCCGUAUCUGCCGUAUCAAUUAUACGGGGCCCCCGGGCCACGGGGGCCCCCAACGUGCGUUUUUGUGAGAAAUCUUUACCCUUCCUAAGGGCCCCCAAACAAAUUUUUAUACGGGGCCCCGCCAAGGCACGCUACGCCACUGAAAGUAACCCAAUCCAAAAAAGCCCCGCUGAGAAUAUUUUUAUGUGAUGAAGACAGGUAUAUGCUAGCAUUUAUAACCACACAAAUAAUAAGAGAUAAAUAAACAAGGAUAUCCCCACCUUUAUAGCAAGUUACACCAUCGUCAGUAUAACUGCAUCUUAAAGGCUGUUUUCUACAAAUUCCAUGACAUCACAUUCUGCGAAUUGUUAUUGGAAGUAUUGGAACAAAACCUUUAUGACAUAGUCAACUCAAUUUAAUUUUAAGUUUGAAACAUGUUCUACCAUGUUCACAUUCUCAUUGUAAUUGUUAAAUUAUUUAUGUUUAGUUCGACAUAGUUUAGACUUUAGACUAAGCAAGUUGUUUAAGCUUAUUUUGCCCUAAGGCAAAGGGUUAUCCCUUAUUAUACCUUUGUAGAUGUUUUCGUUGAUAACGGCAUUAACGGCCAUGGAUGGCAGUUAACCCCUUGGGCCUUCUAAUUUAAAUAUUUAAUUUUUCGCCGUGUCAGAACGACAUUACAGAACAUUUGCCUGUUUCUUUUGCACAGGAGCAUUAAUUUUUUGUACAUGAACGUAUGAGUAUAGAUCAUGUCAUUCACGAAGACGCGCCUUAACUUGUAAUGUCAUGAUAUUAAAGGUUAGAUUUGACAAAUUUGCGUGUCAUCGUGGAUGACACGAACUAUAUUGUGAAAUCGUAACACACAAUAUGAUUGGAGCAUUUUUUAAUAAGUAUAUCUUAUUUGCCUGCCGUCAUUUGAUGUGAUUGAGUUAAGAUUUUGUAAUAUGUUCUUAGAUUUAUAUUUUUGUAUUAUAAUUAUAGUCGGACAGUGACUCAAUUAAAUACUUUUAUAAAA
This is a messenger RNA of Cydia pomonella (codling moth), 3575 nucleotides long. It is a transcript of the gene CSP9, whose product is annotated as arp2/3 complex-activating protein rickA-like. Bases 378 to 1355 code for a protein of 325 amino acids. Lineage: Eukaryota; Metazoa; Arthropoda; Insecta; Lepidoptera; Tortricidae. The record is from RefSeq and is a predicted model, not a curated record. The transcript is spliced from 7 exons.